This is a messenger RNA of Arctia plantaginis, 1695 nucleotides long. NCBI's taxonomy places the organism in Eukaryota, Metazoa, Arthropoda, Insecta, Lepidoptera, Erebidae. The record is from the annotation of a GenBank genome assembly.
AUGUUAUUUAUAAGACGUGUUCAGCGUUUAUCUAAACUUAUUGACCAGCCUUCUGUGAUUAAAUGCCGAUGCUACUCGGCAUCGUCCAGAAUUAUUUCAAUCAAAGAAAAGUUAAAAGAUGGACCAGGCUUGAAAGAAUUUAUCAUUGAAGACAAUCAACCGAUCCUCACAGAUAGUCCUCAUAUACCUUAUUUGAUGGCAAAUGUGAAAACACAAACCAAACGAAAGGUUUUCUUUGAUGUAUACGGCUGUCAAAUGAAUUUGAAUGAUACUGAUAUUGUGUGGACCAUUUUGAAAAAAGAAGGUUUUGAAAAGACCACAAUAGAAAAUGAAGCUGAUAUUUUUCUAGUUAUGACAUGUGCAAUAAGAGAAGGAGCAGAAACUAAGAUUUGGCAUCGUUUGGACCAUUUGAGAGGGUUUAAGAGACGCGCGAAAAACCGUGAUGUAAAAAUAGGUAUUUUGGGAUGUAUGGCUGAGAGAUUAAAGGAGAAGUUAAUUGAGAAGGAGAAAGCUGUUGAUAUUGUGGCUGGUCCUGAUAGUUACAGGGAUUUACCUAGAUUACUGGCACUCACUGAGAAUGGUCAAACAGCUGUCAAUGUAUUGCUAUCAUUAGAUGAGACAUAUGCUGAUGUAGUGCCUGUCCGAUUAAAUCAAGACAGUGUGUCAGCAUUUAUAUCGAUAAUGCGCGGCUGUGACAACAUGUGCACCUAUUGCAUCGUCCCCUUUACUCGAGGUAGAGAACGCUCACGACCAGUCUCCUCCAUAGUGGACGAAGUACGCCAGCUUGCAGACCAGGGGGUUAAGGAAGUGACAUUGCUGGGGCAGAAUGUGAACAGUUAUAGAGAUGUGACGCAGGCUACGGAGAAGGUAGACACUCAGGUUGCAAAAGGUUUUAGAACAGUAUACAAGACCAAAAAGGGAGGGUUGAGGUUUGUUGAUCUCCUGGAGAAAGUGUCGGCUGUUGAUCCUGAAAUGAGGAUUAGGUUCACUGCAGCACAUCCAAAAGAUUUUCCUGAUGAGGUGCUACAAAUAAUAUCAGAACGCCCCAACAUCUGCAAGCUGCUCCACUUGCCGGCGCAGUCCGGCUCCAGCGCUGUCCUGGAGCGCAUGAGGCGCGGGUACACCCGCGAGGCGUACCUGCAGCUGGUUGAACAUGUCAAGAAAACCAUUCCUGGAGUUGGUCUAUCAACUGAUAUGAUCUGCGGUUUCUGUGGGGAGACAGACGAGGAGUUUGAAGAAACUCUGUCUUUGAUGGAGAUGGUCGACUACAAUAUCGCUUUCUUGUUUCCUUAUAGUAUGAGAGAGAAAACAACAGCGUAUCGUCGAUAUAAAGACGACGUGCCCGAUCAUAUAAAAAAGUAUCGCCACAACCGUAUGAUCGACAUCUACAAGCGAAAGUGCCAACUACUAAACGAAGCGGAAAUUGGCAACACUCACUUAGUACUCGUGGAAGGUGUUGCCAGGAAAUCGGACAAAAUACUUGGAAGAAAUGAGUUGUAUUUGAGAGUUGCUUUCGAUCAGACUGCGAUACCAUCGGAAGAUGGGGGAAGGAGGGAGGUGAAGCCUGGGGAUUAUGUAGCUGUGGAAAUUGUUGGGGCGAGGUCCGCCACGCUAUUGGGUGUGCCGUUGUAUCAUACGAGUUUAAGUGCAUUCUAUCGAGAGCAUCAGUGGGGUGAAAGACGGGCUGUAAAUUAG